Molecule: messenger RNA, 4083 nt
Organism: Daucus carota subsp. sativus
Lineage: Eukaryota; Viridiplantae; Streptophyta; Magnoliopsida; Apiales; Apiaceae
Exons: 2
Coding region: 447-3215 (922 amino acids)
Molecular function (GO): zinc ion binding
Source: RefSeq, a predicted model, not a curated record
UUAAAACGUAUGGUCAAAUCAUCUGUUUGCAAUUAUGAUUUUUUUGAAAGUGUGCAUCAUCUGUUUGCAAUUAUGAGCUCGUUUAAAGUCAUGCAAUUAUGAGUUUUUGAACAGUUUGCAUCAGCUUUUUUUGUAUGGUCACAUCCCUCAUAUUUAACACAUAGUGCAGCAUGCAAUAAUAUCAAUGGAUUUAUGCAGUAGCUUGUUCAGAGAAUCAUUCAUUACUUUAUUGCUCAUUGAUAGAUUGACUGCAUACCAAUAAGUGGACACAAAAAUUGCAUGCACUAUUGAAGCACAGUGGUUAACUUUGAAAUUCGUCCUUAAAAGCUGAAGCAUUUGUGGUUGCCUAUCCACAAAACCAUCAUCACUUGAAAAAACCUCAUUGGCAAGCUAUCAGAAAACCAAAACCACCAAAAGCAAACCACUCCAAAAAAACCAAAACAAAGAUGGACGGUUACGUAAACGUCAAUUUCUUCUGGGGAGGUGAAAUCAUAAAACAAGAUAACGAUGUUCUCUACACCUUAGAUCCGAAAGAAAUGAUGUAUGUGAAAUUGAGCAGCUCACUUGAAGAACUACGAGAUAUGGUGUUCGGGUUGAUGCAUAUAAGUAGGCAUCAUUGGGAUGUCAAGCUUAGUGUGAAAUAUCCUCGAAUCGGGGUUAGUAACCUCGUUUCGGGGUUCUUUGUGAAGUCUGUUAAAUCGGACGACGAUGUUCGUAGGAUGUUAAGUAUCCCCGAGAGAUUUCACUUGGGUGGAGACGUAUCAUUGUUUAUCGAGGCCGAGAGUAUUGCUCAACCCAGCCAACACUAUGGAGGCGAGUAUGGGGGGAACUAUGGACAAACCGGACAAACCGCUGCAGGUGGCCAAGUUUCAAAUUAUGUUGAAAACUACGGUGGGAGUUUUGGAGGCGAUUAUGGGGGAAACUAUGGACAAAGCCAGGGCAUGCAAGGGUGGUCUAGCGGCUACAACUACGGGACGAUUGGAGAGUAUGGUGGUGGCUCGAGUAAUACGGGUCGUUUUGUUGUUGAAGAGGUUGUGGACGAGGACGAUUUGAGUGGUAGACAGCCAUCACCGGCUCGUCAAACCCCGAAAAGAGGUGCAGCUAUAGCUCUUGCACUGGAGAACCAGGAGGAUGAUGAAGAGUAUGGCUCGGAAAGAGCCAUAAGCAGCAGUGACGAUUCGGAGUGGAAUCUAUCACAGGAGGAUGUUCCGGAAAGUGAAGAUUUUUCGGAGGUUGAUUCCGAUGAAGAAAGAGAGGGAAACAUGCACUUGCAAACACAGGCAUUGUCUAUUCAUGAACCUAGAGCUGCAUGGUUUGGAUCCCAGGAUUACGAGCCUGUGAUUGUGUCCAACAAGGACGCAGUUAUGUCACUCGGGUUUGAUCCCGCCAACGAUGAGUUGACCGAAGGAGCUCUAUUUGCUACCAAGGAAGUGCUCAUAGCUGCUGUGAAACAUGCACACAUAAGUACAGAUCGAAAUUUCAUCGUGGAGAAAAGCUCCACGCAAGUCUACAAAGUUAAAUGUGUGGUUUCAAACUGCAAGUGGAAGCUAAGGGCCGCGAAGAAGAAGUCCCACGGCCUUUUUCAAAUAACUAAAUGUCCAGAGAUUCACACAUGCCUACUGGAUAGACCCACGCAGGACCACCGCAAAAUUUCAGCAAAAAUGAUUGGCUAUGUGGUUGCUCCCUACAUCUCCCAGACCCCUCAAUUGAAGGUAAGCAACAUCAUCACAAUGGUCAAUGAUGAGUACCACCAUUUGGUUAGUUACUUGAAAGCAUGGAGGGGGAAGAUGGCCGCCAUGGAAAGCGUUUAUGGAAGCUGGAAGACAACCUACAACGAGCUCCCUCGGUUCCUUAAUGUCAUGGCCAGUACAAAUGUCGGAAGUAUAGUUGUGGUUGAGGUUGUUCCACAUCAUAAAGAGAGGGGUACAUCGACAUUUGUUCGUGCAUUUUGGUGUCUAAAAGCAAUGAUUGAUGGUUGGCAGUAUGCACGGCCAGUUAUUUCCAUUGAUGGUACAUUUCUUAAGGGAAAAUAUAAUGGGAAAUUGCUGGUCGCGGUGGGAGUCGACUCUAAUAACCACCAAUAUCCCAUAUGCUUCGCCCUUGUUGAUGAGGAAACAACUGAAAAUUGGUCUUGGUUUCUACGUCUUUUACGUAGACAUGUAUGCCGAGAUAGAUUGGGGGUUUGUAUUAUAUCUGACCGUGCGACGGGGAUCCUUGCUGCAAUGAAUGACGAAGCGAGUGGUUUUACCCCGCCGAUGGGCUAUCACAGAUUCUGCCUCCAUCAUGUUAGGAGCAACUUCUCCAAGGCAUUCCCGGGAAAGGAGCUUAAAAUGUUAAUGUGGCUAGCCGGCAAUACGCCACAGAUUAGGAAAUAUGAUGCCUACAUGAAGAAGAUUGGAGAGCUUUCGCCUCAAGGCUUGAGGUGGUUGCUAGGGAUAAGUCCAGCCCUCUGGACUAUUUGUCAUGACACAGGCCACGCUCGUUUCGGCCAAGCUACCACAAACAUCACGGAGAGCUUUAAUGGUAACGUGCGCGUGGCUCGGCACCUACCUGUGACCGCAAUGAUUGAAUUCAUGUUUUAUAAAACUGUUAGGACGGUCAAUAAGGAGAGGAACGCAGUGCUUGAGGGCAUUGGGGAGGGUCAUGAACUUUGUCUAAGGACGAGAAAUAAGUUGGAGAAGAUUGCAGCCAAAGCUAACACACACCGGGUCGAGACAUUUAAUAGAGGAACCGGUUUGUUCUCCGUAAAGACGCAAAGGUACAUGGUAAAAGGGUGCAAUAAGGGCGGGAACACGCAGGUGGUUGACAUAACUCAGCGUACAUGCACUUGCGGGAAAUGGGCUUGCCACCGCCUACCGUGUUCACAUUUGAUUGCUGCUUGCAACCACAAUCACUUAAACUGGAAACAGUGGAUUGGCCCCUUCCACUUCAACUCUACUUUGUUGAAAUUGUGGGAGCCAAUGAUAUAUCCAUUACCAGCAACUGGGUAUUGGGAUAUUGAUUUGCCAGUGCAAUGGAGAAUGUUUGGAACUGUGGUACCGAACGAGGCCUUGCGAAAGAGAAGGCGUAAACGAGGAGAAAGGGGUCAAUCCGUCAGAAUACGCACGGAGAUGGACAGUUCCCGUACAAGUCACAAAUGUGGCCGCUGCAAGCAAGAAGGACACACUAGACGUAGUAAAAGGUGUCCAUUGUACAAUGUUGACCCUACUGUGUAAUUUACUUGCCAUUUUCUUUUUAGUCCUUGUUUUUAAUUGUUAAUUUGUAUUUUCCUUUUCAGUCCUUGUUUUUUAUUGUUACUCUGUAUUUUUCUUUCGUUUUUUAUUGUUAAUCCAAUUUUGUUAAUUAAUUUAAUGUAAUGGUGUUGAAGCAAUAAAUAAACUUCAAGGAAACAGAAGCAUUCGGGACAAGAUAUUACAUGCUGGCAAAAGAAAGGCUGUAAAGAAAAGAUUCUGCUCAGUUAAAGGACAAUAUAUAAUAAAGUAAAGUGAUGUGAAAAGAAAGGCUGUAUAGAUUAGACUACACACUGGCAAACCAUAGCAAGCAACGAAAUAAUGCUCAUAUUCACAUGAUCAACAGUUGUAUCUCAUAAUGCUGAUAUUCACAUGAUCAACAGUUGUAUCUCAUAAUGCUGAUAUUCACAUGAUCAACAGUAGUAUCUGAUAAUGCAGAGGGUCACAUGGUGUACAGUAGGUCAUAAAGUAAAGGUUCUGCAAAAGUAAAGUGCCUCACUGUAAAGAUUAGACUGUACAAAGUUUCUCACUUUAUAGAUUAGACCCACGUUUUCAUACUGCCAAACCAUAGCAUGCAUUGAAAGAAAAGAUUCAGCUCAUUUAAAGGACUUGUCAAUUCAAAAAUUGACAAGUCCUUUAAAUAUAUUCAGCUAAACAAUAAUCCAUUCGCCUAUAAAUAGGUCUUCAUUAUGGUUGAUACACAUACAAGCAACUAAACAAACACAAAAUUCACUCAUCACUUAAGCUGAAAAUGGAUAAGGGCAAGGCACCAAUGGAUAAGGGGAAAGCACCAAUGACCCCCGGCUGCGAAAAACGCCUCAAACAGCAACAAGAUAGGAGACAGCCGGAGCUU